UCCGCAGUCCGCUUUCUCUCACGCCGGGUCGGGCUCGGUUCGGGACCAUGGAGGAGCCUGAGAUGCAGCUAAAAGUGAAAAAAGUGACAGACAAGUUUACAGAGAGCAUGAAUGUCCUGGCCAAUGAACCUUCUGUUGCGUUGUAUCGGCUUCAAGAGCAUGUCAGGCGGUCUCUCCCAGAACUGGCUGAACAUAAAGCUGACAUGCAGAGCUGGGAAGAACAGAGUCAAGGAGCCAUUUACACCGUAGAAUAUGCCUGCAGUGCCAUCAAGAAUAUGAAGGACAGUAGCAUGUAUUUCAAGAACAUCGAAGGGCUCCUCAACCACGCCAUUACCAUAAAACAUCGGUUGAAUUCUGCCCGAAGGUAGCUCUGGAGAUCUGGAUACAGGAAAACUUCAUGGCCACCCUCCCCAUUUAUGGAGAGGAGCUUCAGAUGCCAGGAGGAAGCCACUCUGCACCAGCGCAACCAAGACAAGUGUAUAUUAAGCAGUCUCCAGGUUUAAUCCUUUUUUAACAUUGCUAAUUAUUGUUAAUUUAAAAAACAGCACAAUAAGCAGAGAACAUAUGUUAGCAACACUCAGUGUCCAAGGAAGAAACACUGCAGGCAAGAGCUUUUCUGCAGUGUAAUGUGCUUGUACACGUUGGGCAGGAUUUGCUUUGUAGAGGCAGUGGGUAGGGAGAGAAGAAUACAUGAAAGUCCGUUAUAUUGAGUUAGACUAUUGGUCCACGUAGCUCAUGAUUGGUAGCAGGCUGGCUACAACUCUCCAGAGCAGUGUUUUUCAACCUUGGCCAUUUUAAGAUGGGUGGACUUCAACUCCCAGA
Molecule: messenger RNA, 822 nt
Organism: Python bivittatus (Burmese python)
Lineage: Eukaryota; Metazoa; Chordata; Lepidosauria; Squamata; Pythonidae
Gene: BORCS8
Product: BLOC-1 related complex subunit 8
Cellular component (GO): BORC complex
Source: RefSeq, a predicted model, not a curated record